This is a messenger RNA of Cuscuta epithymum, 2530 nucleotides long. NCBI's taxonomy places the organism in Eukaryota, Viridiplantae, Streptophyta, Magnoliopsida, Solanales, Convolvulaceae. The record is from the annotation of a GenBank genome assembly.
UUUAAAGAGUGUCCGGGUGCGGAGACAGGCACAUAUCCACCCCCUCCAGGAAUACCCGUAUUUCAAAACAUAAUAAGAAUAACCCAAUAAAGGUACAAUCUUUACCUCUCAAUCCGAAAUUUAUUUCCUGUACAUUUGUGUUUUCGAUCGAAGUCUGGAUCUCUGAGGCGUUUAGCUGUUUUUUUCUUGUAAUUUGCUGGAAAGGUUGAAUCAUUUGACUGCCUUUUGUUUAGACUAUUUGAUUCUGCAUUUUGAAUUUUGAAUUUUGAAUUUCUAUUUCCAAUGCUGCAUAGGUUGAUUUGAUUAUAAUUUUAAUAGAGUUGGAUCUACGGAUCUGAAAUUUGUAGAUCCCAACUCUGGAAACUGCUCAAGCAUUACUUUUGAUAUAUUCCUAAUAUAUACAAGUCUGAUCCUUUUUGGACUCUGAUUGGGAAGCAAAACAUGCCCCAAGUGUUCGAUUAGGGAUUGAGAAUGACAUGUUGGAUAUAUCAUAUAUCACCCAGGCUACAAUUUCUAUGUAAAAGUUUUAACUUUUCUCUGUUCUUUGAUUCUUUUAUGGGGUCGAUCAUGGAAAUGUUUUACCACAUGAAUGCUUGCUUCAAGAUCAAAAGUGAUUGCUUGGAUUACCCUGUAUAUCUUUGUGCGAAAAUGUGAUUUAAGAUGUAAUUAAAAUGAAUAUCUUAAUUUAUAACAGCUGUGGGAUUCAUGAAGAUGGAAUGCAAUACAACUUAGAAUAUAAGUAAUGCUAAAGUCGGUUUUUAUCGAGUGAUCUGUGAAGCUGUAUUUAAGCAUUUGAUGUCAUUUUAGGAGUAUGCUACACAUAGGAUACAUCUGGCCUCUAUGUGUGCAUUAACGAGCUCUUUUUUCUUCUCAGAAAAUUAAAAGAUGGCCGAAGGUGAGGAUAUCCAGCCUCUUGUCUGUGACAAUGGAACCGGAAUGGUCAAGGCUGGAUUUGCUGGAGAUGAUGCUCCACGAGCUGUCUUCCCUAGCAUUGUUGGACGCCCCCGUCACACUGGGGUGAUGGUUGGUAUGGGUCAGAAGGAUGCUUACGUUGGAGAUGAGGCCCAAUCAAAGAGAGGUAUUUUGACUCUGAAGUACCCUAUUGAGCACGGGAUCGUCAGCAAUUGGGAUGACAUGGAGAAAAUAUGGCAUCACACCUUUUACAAUGAACUUCGUGUGGCUCCAGAGGAGCACCCAGUACUCCUCACAGAAGCUCCUCUUAACCCUAAGGCUAAUCGUGAGAAAAUGACGCAAAUCAUGUUUGAAACAUUCAAUGCCCCGGCCAUGUACGUUGCCAUUCAGGCAGUCCUUUCCCUCUAUGCCAGUGGUCGUACUACCGGAAUCGUUCUGGAUUCUGGAGAUGGUGUCAGCCACACAGUCCCCAUAUAUGAAGGGUAUGCCCUUCCACAUGCAAUCUUGCGUCUUGAUUUAGCAGGGCGUGAUCUCACUGACCAUCUCAUGAAGAUACUGACUGAGAGAGGAUACUCUUUCACCACUACUGCUGAACGAGAAAUCGUGAGGGAUGUGAAAGAGAAACUGGCCUACAUUGCUCUUGACUAUGAACAGGAGCUAGAAACCUCAAAGACUAGCUCAUCUGUGGAGAAGAGCUACGAGCUGCCUGAUGGGCAGGUGAUCACUAUUGGGGCAGAGCGGUUCCGCUGCCCGGAGGUUCUGUUCCAGCCGUCAAUUAUCGGGAUGGAAGCCGCCGGAAUUCACGAGACUACGUACAACUCCAUCAUGAAGUGCGACGUUGAUAUUAGGAAGGACCUAUACGGUAAUAUUGUUCUGAGUGGUGGGACCACCAUGUUUCCAGGUAUUGCUGACAGGAUGAGCAAAGAGAUCACGGCAUUGGCUCCGAGUAGUAUGAAGAUCAAGGUUGUUGCCCCGCCUGAGAGGAAGUACAGUGUUUGGAUUGGAGGUUCUAUUUUGGCCUCCCUCAGUACAUUCCAGCAGAUGUGGAUAUCAAAGACGGAGUAUGAUGAAUCUGGCCCUUCAAUUGUUCACCGAAAAUGCUUUUAAAUUUCAGCCAGCAUUCUGGAUGGGUAGAAGACCACUAGAGAUUUGUCGUGGAAACAUUUUAUUGUCAAGUGAUUGCAAUAACUCUGCUUCUCCAUUGUUUUUCUUUGUUGUUUCUCCUUUUUUUAACUUGUUAUUUUGUUUCCGUGUCCUUAUUAUAUACUAUUAUAUAUUUUUCCUUGUUUUUGAGAUCUUCAUCAAGUCAAUAUUUGAUAAGGCGGACAUGGGAGCAAGUUUGUUCAUCCCAAAGAUUCAUUGUUGUUAUUAUCGUUAGUAUUGUUAUUAUUUAAAUACUUUAUAUUGGUAUUACCAUGUAAGGCUGUAAGCAUUUCAAAUUAUAUACUAAUACUAUUUGUGAUUUGGGAUGUCAUUUUUAGCAAGUCAACAAGGUUGAUUGGUUAAUUCAUGUAAUUCAGUAGCAGUGCAAUUUUUAGUUCGGCGUACAUUUUUCCAUUCUUUAUGUUCUCUUUCUUCGCAUUCUAUCAACAAUUUUUCAACUAUUUAGUUUUUGGUA